AUGGCUGCAACGACCAAGUUCAGUUUUUCCGUCCGGAGCAUCCUGGAUCUGCCGGAGCAGGAUGCGGAGGCAGGGCAGCGGUCCUCCCCGGUGUACACCUCCUCCUCCUCGUGCUCCUCCAGCUCACCGUACACCUCCUGGAUGGACUGCUGCGACCGGAGCCCCUGCAUGUGUAAGUACACAAGCUUCUGAUGCUGACAGUGCUCUCCAGUUCCAUUUUAUUUCUAUUUUGCAGCUUUAUUUUAAAAUAUUUACAAGUACCUUGGGGGUUUAUUUUAUUUUUUAUUGAUGCAGAAUAUUCUUGUGGAAAAAAAGUUUGAAAAAGGGAGUUAAGGGCAAGAAAAGUGGGGUGAAAAAACGAUUAAAAAAACGGACAAAAGUCAGGAUUGCGCAUAAAAAGUUGGGAUUGGUUAAAUGAAAUGUGAUUUAAUUUGUGAAACUCUUGAAUGAGAUGAUGAGAUGAGAUGAGAUAGAUAGAUAGAUAGAUAGAUAGAUAGAUAGAUAGAUAGAUAGAUAGAUAGAUAGAUAGAUAUCUGCGUAAAAUGCGUAAAAAGACAGAAUAAAACUUUAAUUUUGCCUCCAUCUCCACUCUGAAGUCUAACCUCCAUCUUUCUUUCCUGCAGCUUCAGAUGAAGGCAGUCUUGAGGCCUCCCCGGACUCCACCAAACCAGAUGACUCGUCCCCAGACUCGGAUCCGGACAUGACCAAGAAGAGCAAGAAGCGCCGCGUCCUCUUCUCCAAAGCACAGACUCUGGAGCUGGAGCGGCGUUUCCGGCAGCAGCGAUACCUAUCCGGCCCGGAGAGAGAGCAGCUGGCCCGGCUCCUCUCCCUGACCCCGACCCAGGUGAAGAUCUGGUUCCAGAACCACCGCUACAAGAUGAAGAGAGGUCGGGCGGAGGACUUGGAGAUCCCACAGCCUCCUCCGCUGCUCCGCCGGGUCGUGGUUCCGAUCCUCGUCCGGGAUGGGAAACCUUUCCACACCUGCUUACUGGACACAGAGAAACCGGGCUGUUUGGCCCCCUCUCAGCCGGUUCACUUCCCUCUAGCGUACCCUCCUCUGCAGCACCCCGCCGCUGUCUCUCUGCCUCCCCGGUACCAGCAGCACUUUCCCUCGGCGUCAGCCCCCAGACUCGCCUGGAGAGACUUUUGGAGCGACUCGGUCCACUUUAACUCUUACAAAUGA
Xyrichtys novacula (pearly razorfish) is the source of this 1183-nucleotide messenger RNA. NCBI's taxonomy places the organism in Eukaryota, Metazoa, Chordata, Actinopteri, Labriformes, Labridae. The record is from the annotation of a GenBank genome assembly.